Molecule: messenger RNA, 1372 nt
Organism: Onychostruthus taczanowskii (white-rumped snowfinch)
Lineage: Eukaryota; Metazoa; Chordata; Aves; Passeriformes; Passeridae
Gene: YKT6
Product: YKT6 v-SNARE homolog
Exons: 8
Coding region: 90-686 (198 amino acids)
Biological process (GO): endoplasmic reticulum to Golgi vesicle-mediated transport
Cellular component (GO): Golgi apparatus
Molecular function (GO): SNAP receptor activity
Source: RefSeq, a predicted model, not a curated record
UUCCGGCCGCCGUGUUCCACUUCCGGGUCGCGCCCACCGCCGCCCGGCCGCCGCCUGCGCUGAGCCGCGACCGCAGCGUCGCCCCCGCCAUGAGGCUCUACAGCCUAAGUGUCCUUUACAAGGGGGACCCCAAAGUGCACUUGCUGAAAGCUGCCUACGACGUGUCCACCUUCAGCUUCUUCCAGAGGGCCAGCGUGCAGGAGUUCAUGACCUUCACGAGCCAGCUGAUCGUGGAGCGCUCGGCGCUGGGCAGCAGGGCCUCGGUCAAGGAGCAAGAGUACCUGUGCCACGUGUACGUGCGGAGCGACGGGCUGGCCGGGGUGGUGAUUGCAGACAAUGAGUACCCCCAGAGGGUUUGUUUCACCUUGCUGGACAAGGUGCUGGACGAGUUCUCCAGGCAGGUCAGCAGGAUGGACUGGCCCUCAGGGUCCCCUGCCACCAUCAGCUACUCUGCCUUGGAUGGAUACCUCAGCAAAUACCAGAACCCCCGGGAUGCUGACCCCAUGACCCGAGUGCAGGCGGAGCUGGACGAGACCAAAAUCAUCCUGCACAACACUAUGGAAUCACUGCUGGAGCGUGGGGAGAAGCUGGACGACCUGGUCUCCAAGUCGGAGGUGCUGGGGGCACAAUCCAAAGCCUUCUACAAAACGGCCCGAAAGCAGAAUUCCUGCUGUGAGAUCAUGUGACGUGGAGCCCGGGGUCUCCACCUCCGGACCACCAGCCCUCCACCCCCCUCCACAGCCCCCCCAGGGCUGUUCCUGGGGCUGGGCCGGGGGUCCCCAGCCCCCUGGGCUGAUGUGACUGUUGUCCACCUUGAGGGGACACCAAGGCUGGCACCGGGCCGGCGCCCACGGGGGGUGGUCCACACCGAAGCCCCCCCACCCUCGCUGUUGCUGGGACAGCUGGGACCAGGGGCUGCCUGGCCACGCACUCCCCUGCCUUCACAGCCCCCGGGAAGCCUGGAGGAGCCCCCCACUGCUGUCCAGGGGCUGAGGGGGCAGGCUGAGCCCCCACUGCCAUCCCAGGCAGCUUUUAUGUAUUUGUGUCCUAAGGGUGAGCUGGGGGGUGGGAGAAGGGGGGAAGGGGAAAAGGUUUUUUUGGGUGGGGGGGGUGCUCUCUGCCCCCCUGGGCAGCUCCUCCCCAGGCUGCUGAGCCCGGAGCUGUGUCCUGGUGCUGGGGGAGGGGGGAGCCCACCAGGCUGCACCUCGGAGCCCCUCCCCUGCUCCCACCAGCCUGGGUGGGGGGCUCAGCACCUGCCAGCCCUCGCUGCCUCCUCUUCCUCCUCGUCGAGAAGGGCAAGGUUGGGCUUGGGCUGUAGCUGGGCUUGUUUCUGUGCCCUGGCUGCACGGCCAGGGGAUAAAGUGGUCUUUGG